UACAUAGAACCACCCAAAUUUUCCUUCAUGUCCGAGCCGUGUGAUGCACGAGAAGCGGGAGGAGUUGGUGCAUGACUCGGACCGCGAGGAGGAGUCAGAAUAUCAAUAUCGGUCCUGAACUUCCUUAUUAUACUCACCUUGCUGUCUCACAGUCUUCUCAAAACACUCUAUCCGUCCGAAGUAGAUUUAGAAAUUUACCAUGGAAGCCCAGGGCCAUGAAACAUUCAGCAAACUCUCCGCCGCAAUUGCACAACUACAUACCAAGGCUCAACCACCAGAAGUCCUUCCACGAUCCACUGCACUCGAUAACGCCCGUUCAAAGCUGCAGCCGCAUUUGCCGAGUACUGGAAUUGGCUUGGAACAAACCAUACGCCACCUUCAGGAAGAAAUAGCACCAGCCUUUAAUGCCUCGUCCCGCUCGCCAAAUUACUAUGGCUUUGUCACUGGCGGUAUCACCCCAGCAGCAGCGCUCGCCGACAAUCUGGUCACCCACUACGACCAGAAUGUUCAGGUGCACCUACCGAAAGAGACCAUCGCUACGGAAGUGGAAGACAGAGCACUCUCUCUCCUGUGCGAGUUGCUGGAUUUUGAUCCCACUCAAUGGCCACACCGUAUAUUCACCACUGGCGCCACGGCCUCAAACGUCCUCGGCUUAGCAUGUGGACGCGAGUACAUCAUCGCCGAGGCAUCAGCACACCGCACAGACGCUGAGAACAGCGUUGGCGAGCUCGGGAUUGUGGAGGCUAUGCGGAAAGCGGGUAUAGAUGAGAUCCAGAUCCUCACGACGGUGCCUCAUUCUUCGCUCAGCAAGGCUGCAAGUAUUCUAGGCUUAGGACGAGCGUCUGUCAAGUGUAUUGGGCAGGAAGGGGCGAGUCACAAAUUCGAUAUGAAGCUCCUGAAGAAACUCCUCGAGCAACCUGGUGCCGCCUCUAUCGUUGCUGUCUCUGCGUCGGAAGUCAAUACCGGCCUCUUCGCGACCUCGGGUGUGGCAGAAAUGCAAGAGCUUAGGAAGUUGUGUGACAUGUACGGUGCAUGGAUUCACAUCGACGGCGCUUUCGGGAUCCUAGGCCGCGUCCUCACUGAUCCGAAGUACGAAAGGAUCAGGCAGGCUUGCGCUGGUCUCGACCUCGCCGAUUCUAUAACAGGGGAUGGCCACAAGCUCCUCAACGUACCCUACGACUGCGGAUUCUUCCUAUCUCGGCACCGCAACAUUGCUGAACGUGUGUUCCGGAACCCAAAUGCGUCCUACUUGGCUUCUGGGAAUAACUCUGAUGGUAUCAUGAGUCCUCUAAACGUUGGGCUUGAGAACUCGAGACGGUUUAGGGCGUUGCCGGUGUAUGCGAGUUUGUUGUGUUAUGGGCAGGGUGGGUAUCGAGAUAUGUUGGAACGGCAGAUCAAUCUAACGCGAGGAAUCGCUCGGUUUAUUACGGAGAGCGAUGACUUCGAACUCCUUCCCGUGUUUGAUGGGUCCAUGGAGGAGGUUCUAAGCAACAUCUACAUCAUUGUGCUCUUCCGAGCGAAGGAUGAGAAGCUCAACGAGCAACUAGUCAACAAGAUCAAAGCUACUCGAAAGAUCUAUUUAUCUGGAACAUCAUGGGACGGAAAGCCUGCGUGCCGAUUCGCGGUAUCAAACUGGAUGACGGACGUAGACCGGGACUUGCCUAUCAUCAGGAAGGUCCUCCAAGAUAUUUCUGAGGACAAGGAAAGCUAGAGCAUUAAAAGCGCUGAAGUGGCUAUGCACAGUCAGGCAUGGAGAUUACAAAUCUUCCAUCUUAUAAACCUCAUAAGCUGGCUCCUCGUACGGAUGUGCCCU
Messenger RNA from Cucurbitaria berberidis CBS 394.84, 1813 nucleotides. Its product is annotated as PLP-dependent transferase. Gene Ontology annotation, biological process: carboxylic acid metabolic process. The coding region runs from base 200 to 1711 and encodes 503 amino acids. Lineage: Eukaryota; Fungi; Ascomycota; Dothideomycetes; Pleosporales; Cucurbitariaceae. The transcript has a single exon. Gene Ontology annotation, molecular function: pyridoxal phosphate binding; carbon-carbon lyase activity. The record is from RefSeq and is a predicted model, not a curated record.